AUGACUCAAAGUAUGAGAUCGGACCGGCUGGCCAGAUAUUUUGGAGCUGUCCUUCAUGGAACGCAGAAGGUCCAGGAUCUCAGUAGCUUCAAGCGGCUCAUCGCAGCCAUUCUCGACCAGAAAGAUCCCUGCGGUACGUUUGAGCAACUCAUCCUGAGCCCAAGCGCCCUCAGCGCUCUUCGGAUCGGAUUGAGGUUCAACCUCACACCCGCCUUCAUCAACGGAUAUACUGCGAAGUUCAUCCUUCAUUUCAUAUGUUGGACGCCAAAUGGAGAAAGUCGCCUUUUUUGA
Molecule: messenger RNA, 291 nt
Organism: Penicillium nucicola
Lineage: Eukaryota; Fungi; Ascomycota; Eurotiomycetes; Eurotiales; Aspergillaceae
Exons: 1
Coding region: 1-291 (96 amino acids)
Source: RefSeq, a predicted model, not a curated record